GCCAAGUGCUCAGUGCACCUCACCAGCAACCAUUCAAAUGUGUGUGCGAUGGGAAGAAGGAGUGAGUAAUAAUGCUACUUUACAUGCCUCCUAAACCCUCUGCCUGGUGAUAAAGACCUGCGAUCACGGAGCCGCAUUCCAGUUACAGAAUUUAAGCCUCAUUACUGUUACUCCCUGAGCCGCCAUGAGCACUGACGUCAGGCCGCACCCCAGCGCAGCGCCGCUAACGACACGCAGGAGACUCUAUUUAAGGGCUGGGACUGUGAAGAAUCUCUGUCUCCUCACCAGCAGGAGGUCCCUGGGGUCCUUCCCAAGAGUCUCCUACAAUCAUUACAGGAUCAACAUGGAUAUUUUAAGGAAAAUUGUCUGCAAGAAAAAAACGACUUUUAAGAAAGUCUGGUCUAAGCAGUCCAAGUCCUCUAUCAACUACGUAAACGGAAGAAUUUAUUUUGCUAACUUUGGCUGUUGUUACAGCAGUAUUGUUACAAAACCACAAAUGCUUUAUGAAAUGCCCAGAUGUGUAACGUCAGAGAAAAUUGAAGAUGCGAUGCUGUGUGAGUGCCCAUUGGGACAACCUCUUGCUAAGGCUUCCGACUAUACUCCUUCACUCAUUGCUGUGACUGGCCACAACUGGUUGCUUCGUAUUGCUGCUGAUACUGGGGAAAAUCUACAGAAGGUCUACCUUGGAUCGUACCGAAAAUUCAGGUAUAUUACAUGGAACGUCCACCAAGAGACAUUAGUGGUAAAGUCGAUUCAGAAGAAUAGUGUUUCUGAAAAUGAGCGGAAUGUGAUGUUCUACUUUGCAGUAUUCAACGUGUUCCCGUUCUCACUAGUUGGAGUUCUGGAAAUUGAUAAAAAGGUUUUCGGAUCUAAUGUGAGUGACGCCAUGAUUUCUGAUGGCAUGUUAAUUGUAAUGCACAGUCCUGGUCUCGUUCGUCUCUACAGUUUUGAGAACAUUGCUAAAGAGUGUAUGCAGCAGGAGUGUGUCAUAGGGGAGACCGUCAACUGGAGAGGUGAAACGGGGCGAGUAGGAGACUUUCCAUUUGGAAUCCCCUGCAACAUCGCCUUGACAGAAAGACCCCCCAUUUUGUUUGAAGUGCCUUGUCUUGAAAAUGCAUUUCAAGUUGGCGGACAUCCCUGGCAUUAUAUCAUUACACCCAAUAAGAGAAAAGAGAGAGGAACCUAUCAGAUCCGCUGCAUGGACGACCACCGCCUGGCGAAGAAUGGAAUGCGUGACAUGAAAUACCGCGCUUUAGAACCAGAAUGGAUUCACUUUCACCCUGAUUCUUCCGAAAGAAUCAUCCAUGUUGGACCUGAUCAGAUCUGGGUUUUAAAGCUAAAGGAACUAGAAGAUGACGAAUAUAAAUACGAGGUCAUUAAGGAUUUUGUGAUUUUUGCGUUCAGAGACCCUACGGUAGUUAAUAAACUGGUGACGUUUACGACAUCUGGGAGGUUGGUACAAAAACGCUAUGCCAGACUAGAUGAUGAUCCAGAUCUAGAGACGUUCACGGCUGUGGUGUAUGAAGAUGAGCUGGACCUGCUGACCGUGGUGGCCGUGACGCAGACGGACGAAGAGGGCAGAGCACACGUAGCUCUACACUGCAACGAAACAGGGAAGAUUCUAAAGAAGAUCCCACUGCAGGAAUCUUGGGAUGUGACUUACAGCCAUGCCUUAGUGUUUGAUCGGGACACCUUGAUCCAUAUAGAAGAGAGACCCAACCGCAACUUCUUCUGUUACGUGUAUAAAAUGCACUGCGGUCCUGAGGAGUCCUAGUGAAUAUAAGUUUCUAUACUCAGUGAGAAAGUUUUUGUUUUGUAAAAUCUGCUCUGAAUCCUUGUUUUAAAAGGCAAUAAAUAUGUUUUUUUU
Molecule: messenger RNA, 1867 nt
Organism: Bufo bufo (common toad)
Lineage: Eukaryota; Metazoa; Chordata; Amphibia; Anura; Bufonidae
Gene: DCAF17
Product: DDB1 and CUL4 associated factor 17
Exons: 15
Coding region: 185-1774 (529 amino acids)
Biological process (GO): protein ubiquitination
Cellular component (GO): Cul4-RING E3 ubiquitin ligase complex
Source: RefSeq, a predicted model, not a curated record